This is a messenger RNA of Haemonchus placei, 1002 nucleotides long. Lineage: Eukaryota; Metazoa; Nematoda; Chromadorea; Rhabditida; Trichostrongylidae. The record is from the annotation of a GenBank genome assembly.
AUGGAGGUGGAAGAAGAGGAAGGAACGGCGAUCGAGGAGGAAACACCGAUAACAUGGAAGAAGAGGGUCAAGAUGGCACUGCCCCAUGCAGCGCUGUAUUUCUCGCUGUUCAUGUAUCUAAUGGCUGGAGCGGCACUGUUCUAUCACCUGGAAUACGAGGCAGACGAAAAGAUUCAAAGUGAAAAACUCGAUCGAAUCAAGCAUAGUAGCAUGGAGCCAUAUAUGGGAGGGGGAGAGAAGGCGAAGGAGUGGGUAGGAGCGGGUAACCAUAGAAUUGCUAGGGAGAGAAGAAGUCUCAAAAGUAAUCAGAGAAAAUCAUCUUCAUUGGAAGAGACCGACGAAAUAGAAAGCGCUAAUGGAGAAGAAGAAGAGGAAUCUGAGAAAGCGAAACCGCCAGCAGCAAAACGACUACCGCUUAGUAUAAAUGCCGGCAUUUUGCUUGUUUUUUGUAUGAUGGGUGGAGUUACCUACAUUGCUGCAGGUGGUAAAGCGACAUUUCUCGAAGCGUUCUUCGUCACUUUCAAUCUUGUCGCCAAUCUGACGAUGAGUGAAAUGCCAAGUGAUCUGAAUCACGUUCUCACACUCAUCUACAUCUUCGUUUUUGUCACAUUUGGGGUAGCCGUGCUGUCUAUGUGUGCUGAGCUAGCCGCACUCGAACUUAAAGACAUCUUCCUGAAAAUCCAUUACUUCGGAAGGAAAAUCAAGUUCAAACGCAAGUCAAAGAAGGAGCAGAUCGAGGUGGAAGUGAAGGAGUUGUUGAAAAUUAUUGAAGAAAUUCGACGGCGGUACCCGGACAAGGAACGAAUCACAUCUUUGGACAUAUUACGGUACAUGAACGAAGCGAGCGCUGAACGAGCAGUGUUGACGGAGAGACGAGACACGAUUGCGUUCCAACCACAAACGAUGGAAAUGCUCAAAUUCGCAGAUGAGCAGGAUUUAGAAGAUCGUAGUGCCAGCCGACUUGAAGAGGCCCCACUCAUAGAAAAGCCUCCUCACAAGUAA